Auxenochlorella protothecoides is the source of this 288-nucleotide messenger RNA. RefSeq lists its product as hypothetical. The coding region runs from base 1 to 288 and encodes 95 amino acids. The record is from RefSeq and is a predicted model, not a curated record. Lineage: Eukaryota; Viridiplantae; Chlorophyta; Trebouxiophyceae; Chlorellales; Chlorellaceae. The transcript has a single exon.
AUGCAGUGUUGCGGUCAGGUCUUGCCUGCUCCUCACCCGCACAAAGCAGGGCGGGGCCGUCACCGACAGAAUAUUCACACGCCUGGGCGGCGUCGCCCAAACCCCACAAAGGAAACACCACGCACCUCCAGCUGCUCCAGCCGCUGCCUCACAGACUGCACAUCCCGCCGAGCGAGUUGGGUGGCGCAGCGCUCACAUCGAUCGACCCGAUCCCAGACGUGCGCCAGGGCGUCCUCAAAAAUCUUGUCCUCCUCCUUACUGCGAGACAGGGAGCGGGGCCUGGUGUGA